AUGAGUGAACAAGACGAUGAAGUGCAGGUUCCUGAAUCCUCUUCCCCCAAUACUACCAGGAUGCUUUCAUCAUCGCCGCUGAAACAAGAGCAGGAAUCUCAAGAUGCUGCUGGUAUGAGGAAUAAUCACACCGAUACAACAUCACUGCUGCGAGACAGAUUUAGUUUUACUCCAGGGAAUAAUCAAGGUAAAGAUGAUAAGCAGAGGCCGAAUGGUGAAUUACCUGCAAAUGUAACGGCGAAUCCCGAGACUCAGUUGGCAAUACUGUCGGGUGAGUUUCCUGAUUUUUCACCUACAUUGGUUCAGGCGGUGUUUAAAUCCAAUUUGUUCAAUGCAAAGCUAGCGAGAGAGAGAUUGAAUAGAAUUCGAAGCCAAAGACAGAAUUGGUCUGUCAGUUCUAACAAGAGGAAAACCGGUAGUGGUCAGUUUUCUCAGCAGCUGCAGCUGCAGCAUAAUUCACCAAUGGCUACUAGCAGAUUGAGCUCUAUUAAGAAAAACGAUUCUUCAAAGAUAACUGUAGAAAGGCAGAAGACUUCGAUUUUUGAUCGUUAUUCCAAUGUGAUGAAUCAGAAAGUACGUCCAACGAUGACAGAUUCUCUGGUCAUUGAUGAAGAAUCUCUAGCGAAAUUAGGUAUUAAAUCUCAACCACCUACUACGAAGAGGAGGAAAUUGGUUAGAGCUGAUGAUUUCCACGAUAAAAAGAAGCCCACACAGUUGGAUAAAGCCAGAGAGAACCACAUGAAAAUGAAGAAACGUGGUGGUUCGGAUGGUGAAGCAACAGCUGAAGAAGAAAUGAGUGGUGAUGAAGAAGGUAGUGCUGAUGAGUAUGAGGAAAGAACUCCAGAAGUAAAUAUAGACGAACAGAUUUUGCAUUUCUUAAACACAGCGGAUGCUAGUGAUGUGGCAGAUUUAGGUGAAACAUCAAUGGAAAAGGCCAAUAUCAUUAUUUCAAAGAGGCCGUACAAUAGUUUGUACACAUUCUCACAGUUGGAACUGCUAACGGUAUCGGAGCAAGAGAAAAAGGCACAAGAAGCUCAAAAGAAGAAGGGUAGACGUGUUCAGCAAAAGAAAGAAGGUGAACGUGUAUUAGAAAAAAUUAACCAAAGUAUUAAAGGUUAUAAUGCGAUAGACUCUUUGAUUAAGAAAUGUUCAACUUAUGGUAAAUUAAUAGGAUCUCAUAUGAGGCGAUGGGGUAUAGAUUUAGAGCAUAGUGAUAAGAAUGGUGAAUUAGAUUUCAUGAGCGUUGAUUCUGAAGAUGGUGCAGUCGUGGAAGAAUUUGACGAUAAAGCAGUUAGUAGUUCAUCUACACCAGCACCUAGUAUGCCUAAUAGUGGUGAAGGUACCGAAAAAACUAACAUACAGACAGGGAAAACCGCCAAGAGUGAUCCAGAGUUUGCUGAGAUCGGUGAGGAUGAGGAAGAAGAGGAAGCUGAUGAAGAUGCCGAUGGCGAUGUAGAAUUUCAAGAAAGUGAGGAUGAAGACGAAGAUUACGGCCAUCGUGGUAGAAGAAGAAAUAAUGAUGUAACGAAUCAUAAGAAUAAACCUACGGCACAACAAAGGGGUUUAGUUAAAUUUUUCAAGGGGAAACCACUUCUAUUAUCCGAAGAUUUAGAAUUAAAAGAUUAUCAACAGACGGGUAUCAAUUGGUUAAACCUACUUUAUCACAAUAAUAUGUCAUGUAUCUUGGCAGAUGAUAUGGGUUUGGGUAAGACUCUUCAAGUGAUAGCAUUUUUAGCAUAUUUGAAACAGAUCAAUGAACCUGGUCCUCAUUUGGUGGUUGUUCCUUCUUCAACUUUGGAAAAUUGGCUAAGAGAAUUUCAAAAAUUCUGUCCUGUACUAAAAAUUGAACCUUAUUAUGGUUCUCAACAGGAAAGAGCUGAUUUACGUGAAAUUCUCGAAAAGAAUGUUGGCCAAUACGACGUCGUUGUGACAACUUACAAUUUAGCCGCUGGUAAUAAAUACGAUAUUUCUUUUUUGAGAAAUUGUUACUUCAAUGCAGUGGUUUAUGACGAGGGGCACAUGUUAAAGAAUUCGCUAUCUGAGAGAUUCUCCAAACUGAUGAGAAUUCAAGGGAACUUCCGUCUUUUGUUAACAGGUACACCGUUACAAAAUAACUUGAAAGAGCUAAUGUCCCUUUUAGAAUUUAUCAUGCCAUCACUUUUCGAAUCCAAGAAAGAGCACCUAGCAUCCAUCUUCAAACAAAGAGCACGUACUACCGAUAAUAACAAGGAUUUUAACCCAUUACUUGCCCAGGAGGCCAUCAACAGGGCUAAGACUAUGAUGAAACCUUUCAUUCUACGUAGACGUAAAGACCAAGUGCUCAAACAUUUACCGGGCAAGCAUCGUAAAGUGGAAAUGUGUGAAAUGAACAAACAGCAGCGUACCAUUUACAAUGAAGAAAUUAGAUUGGUAAUGGAACAUCGUCAAAUGGUCAAGGAUGGUGUCUUUCCCAAGGACUCAAAGGAAAAGGCUAAAGUACAAUCUUCGAGCUCUAAAAAUUUGAUCAUGGCCCUGAGGAAAGCGGCAUUGCACCCCUUGUUAUUCCGCCAUUUAUACACAGACGAAGUCAUUAGUAAGAUGAGUGAUGCUAUUUUAGAUGAACCAGACUAUGCAGAGAAUGGUAAUAGACAGUACAUUAUGGAAGAUAUGAGCUACAUGACAGACUUUGAACUACACAAACUUUCUCGUAAUUUCCCAGAUACUUUAUCCAAAUUUAAACUACAAAAUAACGAAUGGAUGCAAUCAGGUAAGAUUGAUAAGUUGUGUGAAAUUCUCCACCACAUCAUCGUGGAAAAGAAAGAGAAGGUUCUCAUAUUUUCACUUUUUACACAAAUGUUGGAUAUCCUUGAAUUGGUUCUGUCCACUUUAAACUACAAAUUUCUACGACUAGACGGAUCUACUCAAGUAAAUGAUCGUCAGUCCCUAAUUGAUAAAUUUUACGAAGAUGAAAAAAUUCCAAUAUUUAUUUUAUCGACAAAGGCAGGUGGUUUUGGUAUUAAUUUGGUAUGUGCCAACAAUGUCAUUAUUUUUGAUCAAAGUUUUAACCCACAUGAUGAUCGUCAGGCAGCUGAUAGAUCUCACCGUGUUGGACAGACCAAAGAGGUUACCAUUACCACACUGGUUACGAAGGACUCUAUAGAAGAAAAAAUAUUCCAAUUGGCCAAGAAUAAGCUAGAUUUAGAUUUCCACGUCUCAGAGGAUGACAAGAAGGCUCAAGAUGCCAUCGAAAAUAAGGUUAGUGAUAUCUUAGAGGAUAUUAUCUAUGAUGAGGCCAAGAAGUGA
Zygosaccharomyces rouxii is the source of this 3282-nucleotide messenger RNA. It is a transcript of the gene FUN30, whose product is annotated as DNA-dependent ATPase FUN30. Bases 1 to 3282 code for a protein of 1093 amino acids. Gene Ontology annotation, cellular component: nucleus. The record is from RefSeq and is a predicted model, not a curated record. Gene Ontology annotation, molecular function: ATP binding; DNA binding; chromatin binding. NCBI's taxonomy places the organism in Eukaryota, Fungi, Ascomycota, Saccharomycetes, Saccharomycetales, Saccharomycetaceae. The transcript has a single exon.